Oncorhynchus mykiss (rainbow trout) is the source of this 3865-nucleotide messenger RNA. Its product is annotated as kelch repeat and BTB domain-containing protein 13. Gene Ontology annotation, molecular function: protein binding. The record is from RefSeq and is a predicted model, not a curated record. Lineage: Eukaryota; Metazoa; Chordata; Actinopteri; Salmoniformes; Salmonidae.
CAUAGAACAAAAACAUCGAAUGCCCACCCCAACUCACGCCCUGACCAACCUAAAAUAGAAACAUACAAAAGGAACUAAGGUCAGGACGUGACAACUAUGCCCAACGUUUAAAUGUUUGUCAUUUUCCAUUUCAUACCAAGAACCACAAUAGCUAAAUAAAACUGUUCAUGACUUUGAACAACAGAUUUUGUGUCUGAAUAAAAUGUGCAUUUGGACAGUUUGCGUACGCCUAAAGUAUUAUUUAAACCAAGUGUAAUAUCAUCUGCAUGAUUUUUAAAUUCAGAUCCAAAGAUAAUGAAAAUGGGAUCAGGUUGAAAGAAAAGUAAUUUUUUUCCUUGGAAUGGCAAUCAUUUGAACACGUCAAAAUGUUGUUCAGUAUCAUUUCUAACGUUGUAAAUGAUUUAGUAUAUUUGUUUGCUAAGUGCAGUACCCUCAGUUUUGGUAUGUCGGUUAUAGUAAAGGUUUCCCUAUGAAUUGACCCUAUGAUAUCAGAAUUAGAAUGUAUGCUGUGGAUGUAGGCCGGUGUUAGAUUUUAGAGAAUAUGAAACUGCCUAUUUUAGAAGCCAGUGCGUCAUCAUCUAGCUUCAUUUUUGAGUAUUUUACAUUACAUCUCAAUCCUGUCCAAAAUCCUCCUGCGGUGUAAAUAUGAUAAAUUAACAGCUAAUAAACAGGCUUGAUACCUGAUUGAUUAUGGAUAUUCAUUUAUUGAUAUGGCAACAGUUCUUUUCACCUUGUACGUGUACUGUAGAAAAACAAUACAUGUUCAGGAACCAGAGCUCCCCCUAAUGGUACAAUUCUUAGCAGAUUUAGGGGAGUCGUAUUUCACACUAGCAUACUUAAUGCUAAUCUGUAAGGAUUGGGUAGAUAUUCAAUAUGGAAAUAGCUACACCUCUUAACUAGGUGGGAGUUUCACUAUGUCACUAACAUCCAUAUUUCUUCCUUUCAGUGCAUAGAAGGAAGGGGAAUGGGGAGUACCUAGGGGUAGGGGCUAUGGGUUCAUUUGGAAUUAGGCACAAGUCCCCCAUGAUGCCUAAAAUAGAUCAGUCCUUUAGAGCUGUUUUUCUGCACACAGUUCCAUGUAAGCCCUGCUUGGACUGUCUAUGGAGAAGAGGCUUUAUAACUGACCUUGUCUACUCUCACACGGGGAUCGAAGCUGGAUUUUGGAUUUAUGCACGUUUGGGAUGUCAUUGUUAGGGGUCCAAGCAACAUAGUUGCUGUGGACCAAUUGCAUUUCUUUCUUCUUUUGUGUGGCCACCGGUGUGUGGCAUUCAGCUAGUAUUACAGCUGCUGCUGCUGCUGCUGGACUGUUAUCUUAUCAGACAUGUGACUCUGAGCUGCGAUGGAUCAGGGAGAUAAAUUAUGAUAAGUCAUCUCAGACCGUAUGUGAAAGUUGUGGUGCUGUGGAUCAGCGGGUGGUUGAAGUACGCGUUAGAGAGGGUGUGGAGAAUGCCGUUCUCAGUGCCACACACCUGGGUGACAUCACCAGGCAACUCAGGUGAAGGACUGUAUGACAGGUUGUCAAAGGAGUGGCUAACCAAUGAGGUGUAUCGUACCUAUCACCAUGGAAGUGGAACAAUGGUUACAGUCCAGACCAGCACACAUGCCUUCUACGUGAACCUUGGUCGACUGACUGACUGUAGUGAGUACUUCAGAGCCCUGUCCCAGUCCAGUAUGAGAGAGACCACAGAGAGCCUGAUUGUCCUGGAUCACAUUCCCUCCUCAGUCUUCCAUUCCCUCCUAGAAUUCUGCUUCCGGAAUGACUUCAGCGUUCCCCCGGAGGAGUUGGGAGAACACAUCCAAGUGGGCAGCUACCUGCUGGCUGAGGCCUUUGUGUCGCAGUGCCUGUUGGCCCUGUCUGGUGUUCUAACCCCAGACACCUGCCUGUCCUACCUGGCUCUGGCCCGGGACAUCAGCUGUACUGAGAUGGAGACGACUGUGUUCUCCUACCUCAGCAGACACCUUCUGGAGCUGUCUCACCUCACCAGGUGUUUGCCGGCUGAAGACAGGGCUGAACUGACCCGUCUGAGGUGGCAGGGUGAUCUCCGGCUCUGCUGCGUGAGGAAGGAGAACCUGACCUCCUGGAAUGACCUAGAAACAGAAGCCGCCCGCCACCUCUUCACCCUAGAUGGAUCAGAGGUCACUGGUGACUGGCGUCCACUAACAGAGCUCCCCUUCAUGGCUGAUAAGUGGUGCUUCACCACGGUGGUUCUACUCAACUACCUCUACCUCAUCGGUGGCUACAGGCAGCGGGCCAAGAGGGGCUGGGAGUUCAAAAUGGCCUCCUUUAGGUACAACCCCUUCACCAACACCUGGGUCUCCACUGCACCUCUCAUCAAGCACAGGAGGCAUUUCAGUGCGGUGUCAUGUGAUGGCUGUAUCUAUGCUGUGGGAGGCUGGUACUUGGACUCUUUGGUGACUCCGGACUCUAGCACAGCCCUCUACACUGCUGUGGAGCGAUACCACCCCAGGGACAACACAUGGACGUUUGUCUCCUCUCUGCCUCUGACUGACUUACAGUUCACCAUGUCCCUGUCCCAUGACCUCCCUCUGGCCACCAGCCUGGGCUCCCGUCUCUAUGUCCUGGGGAACAUCCAGAGGACUGGAGAAAAGCUGCUUCUACAGUAUGACACCAGGCAAGACUUAUGGUCUGAGCUGCUCCCUACCCUAACCAAAGCCAACGCUGACCUCCCCAGCCUCUACUUCCUGGGUGCCACGGACCGGCUGUUUGUGAUUGGAGGAAACAACUCAGAGAAUGUGGUGACAUCAUUCUGUGUGGAGUCUGGGAAGUGGGGGCAGGUGAAAGGGGCUGAGAAGGUAGCAUUAGCUGGACAAGGGACAGUACUGGGUGACCAGGUGUACAUGCCAGGUAUAGAACACAACGCUGCUGUAAGGCUGGAUCUCCACUCCCUAUCUCUCACUGUCCUCCCUCCUCUACCCAUCUGCAUUCGCUAUGAAGCCCUCCUUCACCUUUCCUUCUAAAACAACUUUCAUCAAUUAGUCUGAUUUGACUUGCCUUGCUGUUUCUGGGGUUUAGGUCAGGGUUUUUUGUUUAGUGCUUCUGGACAAACGCAGACUCAUCAUCAAGGGGGUCUUUGCUACAUGUGGACUUCACCAUUCUGUGUCAGCAACAAUAUGCCUUGUCCUGCUUUCACUCUGCCUUACAUGACAACUUUAUUAACUUAAGUAGGCCUAAUCUACAGGAUCUACUCACCGGACCGAUUGUCCUCCGGCUUGUGUUCAGUUUGCAAAUUACAGCCAAGACUGUUCAGAGGUGCUAAGUACUCUCGCCAGCAGAUGCUAGACAAUCCUACCGGUCUGGUCGUCUCUUAAAUCUUUACCCGGAGGAGGAUGGGCUCCCAAUCUCAUUUUCUUCUUAGUCAGGUUCCUUUUAAAGGUUUCCUAGGGAGUUUUCCCCAGUAACCACGUUUCCUUCCAGUUUUUAUGUGAGUGAAGUUAUACCAUAUAAAUUAAAAAAAUCACGAGAGCUGUGGUGGAAACAGGAAGUUUUGGUACAAUUGUAUAAAUGCCGACAGAUCAUUUGUGCGUUCGACGUGGUGGGAUCUUUUUGUGUUGGUAAGAUUCAUUAUGGCGUUGCAGUGGAAACAACUUAAUGCACAAGUAUUGAUAUAUUAUAACAAUAUCGAAGGUAACCUGGAGGCACGUGUGAUGAUAUGGUGUGUGGUCCUACUACUAAGACUCGGGAAAUCAUGCAGUUUAUUAGGAUGCAGAUGAAAUAAGUUAUGAUGAAUUUCACAACAGUGUGCGGUGAUGAGUUUGAUGCGCCUUUCCAAUAAAUGUUGAGUGUGACAUGAUGAUUGAUGCUUGACUGCCAUUUGACAAAUAAAGAUAUUCGGUCUCUUAUCCA